AAAUGAAAAAAGAUAAAAAAGAAACAACAUGGGGCGAGACAAGGAAGUGAGAGUGCAUGUGAAGACGCGUCAUCUUUGUCCACUCCCCAAAACGCGUGGCCCAACUGCCUUCAAUUCCAUCCAUUACCAGUUUACUACAGAGAGAGAGAGAGAGAGGCAAUAUUGAUGGAGGGAGAAGGAAGCAAGAAUGAGAACAAAAACGGCGUUAUCUUGGAGGGUGGAAAUGGUGUUGAGCUAGUGAGAGAAAUGGUGGAGAUGAUACAGAAAGUUGGGACAUACACUGAUUUCAGAAAAACACAGGGGAAAGAGUGUGUCAACCUGGUGAGGAGGUUGAAGCUGCUGACGCCGCUGCUAGAAGAGAUAAGGGAGCUCCAUACCUCCAUUUCUGGUGAGGCAUUCGAUCACUUGCUUGAUUUGAACAAGGCGUUGUUGGCUUCAAAGAAGUUGCUCAAGACCUGCAACUCCGGCAGCAAGAUUUUUCUUGCCCUGGAGAGCGAGGCGGUGAUGAGCAGAUUUCAUCAAGUAUACGACAAGAUUAACCAGGCGCUCAACGGCGUACCUUAUGAGAAGCUUGGCAUCUCUCAAGAGGUUAAAGAGCAGGUAGAGCUAAUGCAUAUGCAACUCAAAAGAGCCAAAAGGAGGACAGAGACGCAAGAUAUGGAGCUGGCGAUGGACAUGAUGGUCGUUUUCACAAGAAGUGACGAGCGCAAUGCAGAUGAUGCUAUAAUAGAAAGAUUGGCAAAGAAGCUGGAGCUGCACACCGCUGCAGAGCUCGCAGCAGAAAGCGUGGCUGUGAAGAAGCUUGUGAAGGCCAAAGGAAAGAAUGCCACUCAUCAAGUUGUAGAGCUUCUGGAAAAAUUCAAGCAGAUUUCUGGAGUUGAUGAAAACAGUGUUCUUGAUGAGCCCGCAUUAGUUAGAUGCCUAGAAAAGAGCAAAUCGUUAUUAAUACCACAUGAAUUUCUCUGUCCAAUCAGUUUGGAAAUCAUGGCAGAUCCUGUAAUAAUUGCCACUGGACAGACAUAUGAACGAGAAAGCAUACAGAAGUGGCUGAAUUCGGGUCACAGAACGUGCCCAAAGACGGGGCAGAAGUUGAAUCACUCGACGGUUGCUCCCAACUUUGCCCUCCGCAAUCUUAUCCUACAAUGGUGCGAGAAGAACAACUACGACUUGCCCAAGAAGGAAGUCUGUGAUGACCCUGAUAUAGCGUCAUCUCCACUUGCUGAGGAGAUAUCUUCGUUGAUCCAGAAUCUGUAUUCGUCAUAUGUAGACGUGCAGAGAGAUGCAAUUAUCAGGAUACGCAUGCUGUCUAAAGAGUCUCCAGACAGUAGGAUCUUGAUUGCCAAUAGUGGUGGGAUUCCUCCAUUGGUUUGUCUCUUAUCGUGCGCGGAUUCAGAAACACAGCAACACAUCGUCACUGCUCUGUUGAACCUAUCACUGGAUGAGGCGAACAAACGGCUUAUAGCUAGAGAAGGAGCUAUACCUGCGAUUAUCAAAAUCUUGAGAAAUGGAACAGAAGAGGCUAAGGAGAAUUCCGCAGCAGCAUUGUUCAGUUUGUCGAUCCUUGAAGAGAACAAAGUUCUAGUCGGCUGCUCCAAUGGAAUCCUGCCUCUCGUAGAUCUCCUGCGGACUGGGACGAACAGAGGGAAAAAGGAUGCUGCAACUGCACUUUUUAGCUUGGUGCUAAAUCAAGGUAAUAGAUCAAGGGCAGUCAAGGCAGGUAUCAUACCGCCAUUGCUGCAUCUGCUUGAGGACAAGACUUUGGAUAUGAUUGAUGAAGCCCUAUCAAUUUUAUUGCUUAUCGCUUCACAAGCUGAAGGAAGGAACGAGAUUGGACGUCUGUCCUUUGUGCGGAAACUGGUGGAAAUAGUACGAGAUGGGACUCCAAAAAACAAGGAAUGUGCCACAGCUGUGAUACUCGAGUUAGGAUCCCACAACUCAUCUUGUCUUCUAGCAGCGCUGCAAUACGGUGUUUAUGACCAUUUGAUAGAGAUUACAAGAUCUGGAACGACAAGAGCACAGAGAAAAGCAAAUUCACUUUUGCAUCUGAUGAAAAAGAAUGAACACAUACCUCACAUUCCCAGAAAAUAGAGGUUCUUGUUAGUUUCAUCCUGUCGCAAAUGCCUUGUUUUUUUGACACAAACGUGUCCGCUGAAAAUGAAGUAUUGAUGAAUACAAAACAAUUAUUUUCAGAAGAA
Salvia hispanica is the source of this 2195-nucleotide messenger RNA. RefSeq names its product U-box domain-containing protein 15-like. NCBI's taxonomy places the organism in Eukaryota, Viridiplantae, Streptophyta, Magnoliopsida, Lamiales, Lamiaceae. Gene Ontology annotation, biological process: cell surface receptor signaling pathway; protein ubiquitination. Gene Ontology annotation, molecular function: ubiquitin-protein transferase activity; protein binding. The record is from RefSeq and is a predicted model, not a curated record.